Messenger RNA from Lolium perenne, 2250 nucleotides. RefSeq lists its product as uncharacterized. The record is from RefSeq and is a predicted model, not a curated record. Gene Ontology annotation, biological process: shoot system development; root development. NCBI's taxonomy places the organism in Eukaryota, Viridiplantae, Streptophyta, Magnoliopsida, Poales, Poaceae.
CAUUUCCGGAUGUUGAGUCAACUAGCAGAUCUUAUUUCUUAUAAUUGUCUUAUUUCUGCUCCCUUAACCUCUAUCCAGCAGAAACUGGCUUAUAUAAUUUAGGUGUGGAUCAUUCUGUAGAUGGCAGAUGGUCCUCCAACAAACGCCAAUUACAUAGCUAGUAGGUUCUUUCCAUUGCUUGCUUCCUAUCACUCACCGAUGUGGAUUUAUUCCGAGUAAUGUUAAGCACUCGUGCAUAUGAGUUGCCACCAAUUAUAGGGACAACAUCUGCUUGUAAGCUCACUUAUUGAUGUCUGUUGCACAAACAAGGUGAAACAGCAUGGACUUGUCUAUGCACGAAUGGCUACGCCAUAUAACCAUAUCAUAAAACUUGCUCAAGAGCAUUGUUUAGAUUACCAUCAGCUUGGUAAUGACAUUGGCAUUUCGAUUCUUAACUAUAAAUAGAGGACACCUGAAAAGCCUGAACAGAGUGCAACUUUUCUUCGUUUCUCAUCUCUUCCUUGUCCUGAAGAAAUAUAACAUCACUCAUCCACAACCUCCAUCAAAAACAUGUCUGGCCAUCUCAGAUCUACAAGUCUGCCUUCUAGGCCUCACUCUAGUGAGAUCAAAGUAGAAGAAGAGUUACACAGCCUAAGAACAUGCCUCUGUAGGCAGCCUGCCACCAUGGUCACAUUGUGUGAUGGCUUGAGGAGGCUUGCAGAUGUCUACAACUGUGUUGAGGAGAUCGUGCGCUUGCCAAGGAACCAAGUUGGCCUCUGCUCGCCCCAGCAACAGAAAGUUGUGGAGAAAGAGCUGGAACGGUCCCUUGUGCUGCUUGAUAUCUGCAAUGCUAUGCAAGAGAACUUUGCUGAGUUGAAGAUGGGUAUCCAAGAGCUGCUACUAGUCCGCAAAAGAGGAGAUCAUGCCAUUGUCAACCUCAAAGUAGAGUCUUUCUUCCGUUCAGCGAAGAAUAUGCGAAAGCAUUUCAGGAAGUACAGCAGCAAAGCUACUUCUGAAGGUCUCAGCUUUGUCAGGCUACUAGCAGAAGCAAGAGAGAUGGCUAUCUCCCUAUUUGAAUCUGCAUCCUAUCUCUUGCCAAAGAAGAUUAUCACCUCCGAUUCUAGCAAAUGGUUUCUUGUGUCCAAGAAGUUCCAGAAAAAAGAAGUUAUACACACGGAGGAUCGGUUACAAGCAUUAGAGUGCAGAAUAGGAGAUCUUGAGAAUGGUGCAGGGUUUCUGUUCAGGAGAUUGAUCCAGACCAGGGUUUCUCUCCUGAACAUUCUUAGCUCUUCAAGAUGAGUUGCUGCCCUGGGGCCAUGUGAUUUUUUUUUUUAGAUAAGGGGAGUACCCCAGCCUCUGCAUCAAUUGAUGCAUGCAGCCUCUUAUUAAACUUAUUUAAACGGUCUGAGUUACAAUCUUAAAACAAAUCAUGGAUCACACAAAGUUUCCACAUAAAACAGCCAUCUAAAGAAAAAGAGGAAAACAAGCCGCCACAAGAUCUUCAUGUGAGCCGCCUAUCAGUACGCCAACCGCACCGGCUGUAUAAAUCCCGUGCUACCGUCGCCAAGCGGUUGCACCCAAUAUCCAUGUCCAGGCGCGCCUCCUCCGGCUGGAGAUAGGACCACAUAUGGAUCCAAUGAGUAACUAGUGGAAUAACCUGCAGAAAAGAUGUGAGAUGGGGCCAUGUGAUUGGCAUCCUCCUUUUAAAGGGUUUGAAAACCUUGUGUAAAUCUAUCUAGUGUCUAUGGGAGACCCAUGUACAUAUUAGUGUAUCACUGGUAGACUAUAAGGGGAAAUGAUUUCAUCAUGUUUAUGUUGUCAAUGUUCUUUUGUGUGUACUUCUGAUUUCUGAUUUUGGUGAAAUGUGAUUUUUCUUCCUAGGUAAAUACUGGUUGAUUGCUCCUUAAUGGCAGACAAUAUUCAGUACGACAAUAUUUUUCAUCUUUUGCUGCAGAUUUUAAGGGGUGAUAUUGUCACUUGACAAUUUAGCCUCAUACUUUUGUUUCCUGUGCUUGCACUAAUGUAAUUAUUUUGUGAUUGGUUUUCUAUACAUGCAUGAGUGUGCAAAAUCCAGGCUAUGCGGCAAGCUUGUAACUAUAUUAGAUGAUAUGAAGAGGAAACUUGAAAAACUGACAAAUGCGCAUAAACCAGACUUACACACAUGCUACCAAUGACAUAAAUACCUCAUGUUUCUUUUAAAGUUUGCAGUCUUACCAUUAUCCAUGCUAUUUUUAAUAUGAUAAAAAAUGCUGAUCCUUUCAUGAUGGAUUU